Linnemannia hyalina is the source of this 1632-nucleotide messenger RNA. NCBI's taxonomy places the organism in Eukaryota, Fungi, Mortierellomycota, Mortierellomycetes, Mortierellales, Mortierellaceae. The record is from the annotation of a GenBank genome assembly.
AUGCGCGACAUGAUGCCGUCUGGAGGAUCCGCUGUCUCUCUCAUCAACCCCAACUCGGAGGUUGCCCGCCGUGGCCAGGCUUUGCAGUUGAACAUCAAUGGUGCCGUUGGCCUGAUGGAGGUUGUUCGCUCCAACCUCGGUCCCAAGGGAACAAUCAAGAUGUUGGUUAGCGGCGCUGGCGAUAUCAAGUUGACCAAGGACGGCAAGGUUCUUUUAAGCGAGAUGCAAAUCCAAAACCCUACUGCCGCCAUGAUCGCCCGCGCAGCAACAGCUCAGGAUGAGAUUACUGGAGAUGGUACUACUUCAAUCGUCAUGCUCGUCGGAGAGUUCAUGAAGCAGGCUGAGCGCCACAUUGCCGAGGGUCUUCACCCCCGUAUCAUCACAGAGGGAUUCGAGCUCGCCAAGAAGGAGUCUCUCAACUUCUUGGACUCGUUCGCUGUGAAGAAGGAGAUUGAUCGCGAGUUGUUGAUGUCGGUCGCCCGCACUUCCCUCCGCACCAAGGUCCACCGCACCUUGGCUGAUACUUUGACUGAGGCUGUUGUUGAUGCUGUUUUGACUAUCUACCGCGAGAACGAGCCCAUUGAUUUGCACAUGGUCGAGAUCAUGGCCAUGCAGCACAGGAGCGAGAUUGACACCCGUUUGGUUCGUGGUUUGGUCAUGGAUCACGGAGCCCGCCACCCCGAUAUGCCCAAGCGCGUCAAGGAUGCCUUUGUUCUCACCCUCAACGUGUCGCUGGAGUAUGAAAAGUCUGAGGUCAACUCUGGAUUUUUCUACAGCUCUGCUGAGCAGAGAGAGAAGUUGGUCGAGUCUGAGCGCAAGUUUGUGGACGAGAAGCUGAAGAAGGUUGUCGAGUUGAAGAGACAGGUCUGCGGUGACUCGAAGAAGGGCUUUGUCAUCAUUAACCAGAAGGGUAUCGAUCCCCUGUCGUUGGAUGUCUUGGCCAAGAACGGCAUCUUUGCCCUUCGCCGCGCCAAGAGAAGAAAUAUGGAGCGUAUGCAAUUGAUUUGCGGAGGUGUUGCCCAGAACUCGGUCGACGACUUGUCGCCCGAUGUCCUCGGAUGGGCCGGUUUGAUCUACGAGCACACCUUGGGCGAGGAGAAGUUUACCUUUGUCGAGGACGUCAAGGAGCCCAGCUCCGCCACCAUUCUCAUCAAGGGACCUAACCCUCACACGAUUCACCAGACAAAGGAUGCCAUUCGCGAUGGUCUCCGCGCUGUCAAGAACACUUUGGAGGAUGGUAUGGUGGUACCAGGAGCAGGAGCAUUCCAGGUCGCACUUCACUCUCACUUGUUGAAGUUCAAGGAUAGCGUCAAGGGCCGUGUCAAGGCUGGAAUCACAUCUUUUGCUGAGGGAGUGUUGGUCAUUCCCAAGACAUUGGCAUCGAACGGAGGAUUCGACCCUAUGGAUGUGAUUGUGACGAUGCAGGAGGAGUACGAGGAGGGCCACAUCGUUGGUGUUGAUCUUCAGAGCGGCGAGACAUUGGACCCUGUUGCCGAGGGUAUCUGGGACAACUACCGUGUUGUCCGCAACAUGAUGCAGAACGCCUCUGUGAUUGCCACCAACUUUUUGCUUGUCGACGAGAUGAUGAGAGCUGGUCGCUCCUCAUUGAAGGCUGACAACGGCAUGGAGUAA